AAUAAUCAAAUUCAUGGGCCUGAUCCACACGCAAGCACAGCCCAGCCUGCUGCAUAAAAACCAAAACAAAAUGGCCAGUACAAGUGCAAAACCAUUUGGGUCAGCGCAUGGCCCAUUAAGCAUACUAAGAUCUAACAAUAUAGGCCCAGGAGAUAAAAGGUAAAUUUGCUAAGGCCUCCCCCUCUUUAUAACAAUCUACAUGAAUAGCACUACGCAGAUUGAAAACCCAGGCAUAAAGAAGGGAUUUGGAUAUUGUGGCAGUACAUUUGACAUUCUUCUUUACCACAUAUUUGAAAUUUUGAGACUCGAUGAAAUUCAGUAGAAGGAAAAUAUAAUGAACAAAAUCUACAAGUUGGGCAACAUGAUAAUCCCACUUAGGAGCGUAAUCUAAUCUCCCAAUUGCGAUAAUGGGAAUUCUACUUCGUCGAAUCACCACAACAAUGCGUUAUUGGCUAUUGAGAUUAGCAGAGUUGGAAAUACUUUCCUUCUGCAUAGCUAUCCCGAACUCCAAUGAGGCAUGUUUUCCAUUGCUUCAUUUGAAACUUUUGUUUCUAACUCCUGAUGAUAUAGGGAUGUUAACAAGCUCAAUAAUGGUGUUUCAUCACACCAUUAGUGAUUGCUGUCAUACUUUAGUUACAAGCAUCCAUCCCCAGUAGGAGUUAAAAACGUAGAGCAUCAUUUGGUAUCACCAUAAAAAAAGAAAAAAAAAAUUGAAAA
Molecule: messenger RNA, 717 nt
Organism: Rubroshorea leprosula
Lineage: Eukaryota; Viridiplantae; Streptophyta; Magnoliopsida; Malvales; Dipterocarpaceae
Source: the annotation of a GenBank genome assembly